CACCACAGAUGUCAACUUGGAUAUGUUUGUUGUUGUGUACGUCUGCACUGUAAACCAUGACUAGCUAUUCUGCAUAGUAAUAUUUAUUUAGAUGUAAAGCAGGAGGGAAAGAAAACUGACAGAAUCGGCGAGGAAGGAAAAUGGAGCAAGAAUUUAAGGACAUGGAUUCGGAAGGCCGGUGGCAGAACCUCUACAUAGAAAUAAGAAACUUGUCUCAGGAAUGUCCUUUCAAAGUGGCGAAAUAUCCGGAGAACCGUAACCGCAACAGAUACAGAGACGUCAGCCCAUUCGACCACAGUCGGGUGAAGCUGGCGAACACGGAGAACGACUACAUCAAUGCCAGCCUGGUACAGAACGACGAAGCUCAGCGGAGCUACAUACUCACUCAGGGUCCUCUCAGAAAUACGUGUGGACAUUUCUGGUUGAUGAUCUGGGAGCAGAAAACCAAAGCGGUGAUCAUGCUGAACAGAGUGAUUGAGAAAGACUCGGAGAAGUGCGCGCAGUACUGGCCCACGCAGGAGGAGGGCGAGAUGGCGUUUCGGGACACGCGCUUCGUGGUGAGGCUGCUAUCACAGGACGUCAAGUCCUACUACACCACGCGCGUACUGGAGCUGCAGAACGCAAACACGGGGGAGAAGAGGGAGAUCUACCACUUUCAUUACACCACCUGGCCCGAUUUCGGCGUCCCAGAAUCCCCCGCGUCCUUUCUCAAUUUUCUUUUCAAGGUGCGGGAGUCGGGCUCGUUAGGGACCGAUCAGGGGCCGGCGGUGGUGCACUGCAGCGCCGGGAUCGGUCGGUCUGGAACCUUCUCCCUCGUCGACACAUGUCUUGUACUGCAGAUGGACAGAAGGACGGACCCGUAUACCGUGGACAUCAAGAAGGUGCUGCUGGACAUGAGGAAAUACAGGAUGGGUCUGAUACAGACGCCCGACCAGCUACGGUUCUCCUUCAUGGCCGUGCUGGAGGGGGCCAAGUGCAUCAUGGGAGAUUCAUCAGUGCAGAAGUUGUGGCAGGAGCUAUCCAAAGAGGAUCAGGAGGUCGUGCCCGAGUCUCCAUCACCACCAAAGUGCCCACCGGAACACCACAACGGCGUCAGGCUGAUCCGACCGGACGACACGGGGGAACUGGAUACGGCGAAAAAAAACACAAAAGACGAUAAAGAAGCGGACGGAGACGGAUGCACGGCAAACGCUCGCAAGAGACCAAGAGACGAGAAGAUCUCCAUCUCAGCACAGAAGAGCUCUCAGAAACAGCCCAAGCCCAGAGUGAACGAGUCCGAAAAGAAGAGAAAAAGACCAAAAACGACCAGCGACUCCUAAUGCCAUGGCAACCACAGCAGGGCUGUCCGGCCCAUAAUACUCCUCCUCCGAACAGUUUACAGCACGGACGACCCAGAGAAGCGACCCACACCAGCACAGCAUCAGCACAGCACAGCACAGCACAGCACAGCUGGACGCCAGUGCGCCGCCGCCGCCGCUCCGGUCUCCAUGAUUUCUCUGUACCGUUCGUGUGUUUGUGUUUUCCUCUCGGCUGAAUCUCACCUCGUAGUUCUAUGCAUAGCCGGUUUAUAAGGUUGUAUUUUUAAAAUGUAAAAAAUGCUCUAUUUUUUUAUUAGAGGACAGAACUCCGGUCCGCGGCGUCCGUCAGGCCGGUGCGCGUGGACCGCCGGGCGCGCGGCGUGUACAGUUUAUAAGCCGCGUACGAGACAGAAACGUAUUUUUCAAUGUAUAACAAAAAUAUUAAAGUUAAAGUGACGACAAAGAUGCUGCGUUUGAUUAAGAGGAACCAAAUUCACACCUUAAAGUCUUAAAGUUUCCUCUCAGCCAGACGGAGCCGAUUAUUUGUUUAGUUUGUGUAAACGUGCCGCGUCUCAUCACCACAUGUUGUACCAAAACACCUUUUAUACUGAAUAAAUCUCUCAGAUUUGCAAACCGUUA
Trichomycterus rosablanca is the source of this 1937-nucleotide messenger RNA. RefSeq names its product protein tyrosine phosphatase non-receptor type 2b (gene ptpn2b). The transcript has 10 exons. NCBI's taxonomy places the organism in Eukaryota, Metazoa, Chordata, Actinopteri, Siluriformes, Trichomycteridae. Gene Ontology annotation, cellular component: cytoplasm; nucleus. Bases 141 to 1319 code for a protein of 392 amino acids. The record is from RefSeq and is a predicted model, not a curated record. Gene Ontology annotation, biological process: negative regulation of ERK1 and ERK2 cascade; negative regulation of receptor signaling pathway via JAK-STAT; peptidyl-tyrosine dephosphorylation. Gene Ontology annotation, molecular function: protein kinase binding; non-membrane spanning protein tyrosine phosphatase activity.